CGCGACGUGACGUAGGCGCCUGCGCCCUGGGCCCAGAGCGUCCUCUAGGACUUACCCAGAAGGCAACGCUUUGCUCGCGGGUCAAGAUGGCGGGGAGGCCUGCUGUUGCAGCAUCAGGUCGGUGGCUGGAUGGUAUUCGAAAGUGGUAUUACAAUGCUGCAGGAUUCAAUAAACUGGGAUUAAUGCGAGAUGAUACAAUACAUGAGGAUGAAGAUGUAAAAGAAGCCAUAAGAAGGCUUCCUGAGAAACUUUAUAAUGACAGGGUAUUUCGCAUUAAGAGAGCACUGGACCUGACCAUGAGGCAUCAGAUCUUGCCUAAAGAGCAGUGGACAAAAUAUGAGGAGGAUAAAUUCUACCUUGAACCAUAUCUGAAAGAGGUUAUUCGGGAAAGAAAAGAGAGAGAAGAAUGGGCGAAGAAGUAAUCACAUAUUUGAAAACUGUAGAUACUGCUGUCCUCAUGUAUUUUUCCAAAACUGAUUAAAGCUGAAACACAAAGAA
Molecule: messenger RNA, 498 nt
Organism: Lepus europaeus (European hare)
Lineage: Eukaryota; Metazoa; Chordata; Mammalia; Lagomorpha; Leporidae
Product: cytochrome b-c1 complex subunit 7
Exons: 4
Coding region: 87-422 (111 amino acids)
Biological process (GO): mitochondrial electron transport, ubiquinol to cytochrome c
Source: RefSeq, a predicted model, not a curated record